AUGACUUCUUCAAGGUUCUAUCCGCCCGAACAAGACACCAAGAACAUCAGCACCAAGAACUCAGAGGUGAAAGAUGUGACAGUUGAAACUACGCCGAAUGAGUCCGUUUAUAGCGAUGAAAACUCGCAACGCCGAGGAUGGGAUCUAUUCCAUUGGCAUGGCCCCGGAACGACCAAAGAGGAAAAGGUCCUGAUCUUCAAGCUGGACUGGUUCCUCUUGAGCUACAGCUGCCUAUGCUUCUUCAUCAAGCAACUCGAUCAAAAUAACAUAUCCAAUGCCUACGUCUCUGGCAUGAAGGAGGAUCUCGGCUUCGGUCCAGGUGACGAACUCAGCUGGAUGAACACGUUCUUCAAUGCUGGACAGAUCGUUGGCGGCCCGUUUUCCAACUUGAUUCUGACCGUCAUCCGACCGCGAUACUGGCUUCCGUUCUGUCUGAUGUCAUGGUCCCUUUUCGUGCUGUUCCUCUUCAAGUGCAACACUGCCAGUGAAUUUUACGCCCUGCGCUUCUGCAUCGGCUUAUUCGAAUCGGCGGCCUGGCCGGGAAUUCAAUACGUGCUCGGAUGCUGGUACAAGAAGUCCGAAAUCGCUCGACGUAGCGGUCUUUUUGUAAUGUCCGGUGUCCUCGGUCAAAUGUUCUCGGGAUACCUCCAAGCUGCUCUAUACACUGGCAUGGAAGGGAAACACGGGAUGCCCGCCUGGCGUUGGCUCUUCAUCUUCGAUUUCCUGCUCGCCGUUCCCGUCGCUAUUUACGGUUUCUUCUUCUACCCCGACACGCCUGAAAACACGACCGCAUUCUACCUAACCGAGUGGGAACGGCAUCGGGCGCUCGAACGAAUGCAAGAAGACGGUCGGGCAUCCAGUGCGCGUCUCGAUCGCACGAUCUUCAAACGCGUCCUUGCCUCCUGGCAAUUCUAUACGUUUUCCAUCGCGUACGCCCUCUGGACACUGACGUGCGGAUCGUACGUGAUGCAAUAUUUCAGCCUGUGGCUCAAAUCUACGGGCGAAUACUCUGUCCCACAAAUUAAUAACAUCCCGACCUGCAUCGGAGCCGUUAACUUCGUCUUCAUGAUCUCCACGGGCUAUUUGUCCGAUAAGCUAGGCCGUCGGAACAUCGUCUGCUUCGGCGUCGGGUGUGUGCUCACAUUCUGCUACAUCAUCCUCACUAUCUGGGAUGUUCCACAUAAGCUCAAAAUUGCAGUCUUUAUCCUGACGGGCUCCUAUGGCUGCUAUACGCCUUUGCUCGCGGGAUGGGUCAACUCCGUGUGCGGCGGGGACCAGCAACUUAGGGCGUUUACGCUGGGCUUCAUGGUUAGCUUCGGAUACGCGGUUGUUAUUCCCUUCCAGCAGUUGCAAUUUCCAAGUGGACAGGCUCCUGAGUUCAAGGCGACGCAUGGAUGGCCGAGUGGACUUGCAUUUGUUGUUGCUUUGACCUUGUUUACUGGGUUCGGGAUUGAUCUGAUACAGAGGAUUUGGGGGAGGGUGAAGAAGGACUCUGAGGGUGCCUGA
Messenger RNA from Aspergillus affinis, 1506 nucleotides. Its product is annotated as permease of the major facilitator superfamily. Gene Ontology annotation, cellular component: membrane. Bases 1 to 1506 code for a protein of 501 amino acids. Gene Ontology annotation, biological process: transmembrane transport. NCBI's taxonomy places the organism in Eukaryota, Fungi, Ascomycota, Eurotiomycetes, Eurotiales, Aspergillaceae. The record is from RefSeq and is a predicted model, not a curated record. Gene Ontology annotation, molecular function: transmembrane transporter activity. The transcript has a single exon.